UCCUUUUCUGACACAGCACAAGCUGAGCAUCUUUCAGCUGAACCAUAGUCUCCAAGCUGGAAGACUGGGAAGCGAAGGAGUGCAGUUCUCCCCAGUUUCUUGGCAGGAGAGGAAGAGGAGGAGGAAGAGGAAGAGGAGAAAGAAGCAGCUAGCUGCAGUGCUCUUUCAUAGGCGCACACAUGCACAUGCACAUCUCCCCAUCUUCACAUCCCCUGCUGAGCAGCCUAAGCAAGAAAGAGGAGCAUGCAUUAGGAGAGGAGACUUGCCAGAGAAAAGCAGGAGGAGGAAGAGGAGGAGGAGCCGCUUUUGCCUUGCUCUGCCUACAUGGCUUGCCUUUCGGAUGGAAGGACUAGCCGUCACGGUCAGCAGAACUAGGGAUCUCUGAAGCUUUAAAGAAGACGUGUGUUCUCUUUUUUUGGAACACCUUAGUCUUGGCUUCCUGGGUUCUCUUCUAUCAGGAUGUGAACUGCAUCCAAACUCGGUGACUUCUGGAUCCAGCUGGAAGACAACAACAUAGGACUGGGCUUCUGGGCUUCCCCAGGGAGUUAACUCACCUGCUUCCUCUGCAUGAGGGAGAUGAGGUGCUGAGAAGGACAGGGACUCCAUCCUGCUCUUCCUCUCCAAGAUCUCUCCAAGGUGCACCAUGUCACCUGUGGACUGGAGACCGAGGCCCAUGGCACGGUGGGGUGGAACCCUUCUGCUAUGCAGAUGGGAAGGCUGCAAAGCCAGAGCUUCUGGACUGAAUUGAUUCAUCUUCCCAUCUGGUUGCAGGGAGAGGAGGAAGGGUGCUCUUUCUAUUCAUGCAGAGAGGGUACCGUGUCCCCCUUUCCCCUUUACUUCUUCCAGCAUUCUUGAAGGAAACCAGAAGGGCAGGAACCACGAUGCAUCCGCAUGGGAUCCAAGGGUUAAUCUGAGGGUUAGGAGCUCCACAUAUCCUGGAUUAUCCUUUUCUCCUCCAUCCUACCCCCAUCUAUUUUUUUCAAAACUGUGAUGUAUCCAAAUGGUUCUCCAUGAAUGUCCAGAUUCACUCAGCCAAAGAGGACUGAAGGGUCUUUUUUGAACACCCUAAAAAGGACGAAAGGAACCUGUCUCUUCCAGCCAAAGCCACACAGUUCUACACCGUUCUGGAGCAGCCGCCUUGCUCGACAUGAUGUAGAACCUCCUGUGCUUCCAGCAUCCCAUGGAUGACCCAUCUUCAUGCUCAAGAAAUAAGCCACCUUGGUCCUUCAAAGGCACUUACUGUGAACCCUACAAAGAAGCUCCAAACCUCAGUCAGGGUGGACAUCUCCCGUAAUGGAGCCUUCCAAGGAAAGGCAGGUGGCACUGGCACCAAAGUUCUCCUGUUCGGUGAGGAACCCUGUGUGGUGAACAACCUGAGGAAGGAAAGCAGAAGACAUUGUCUUCAGGAUCUCCUCAAGAAAUGCCUCCAAAAAAAGACAGUGAUGAAUUAAGGAAUGGGAAUGCCCUCCCUGUUGGGAUGGCAUAGACCGGAGCUUGCUUCCUGCAACUUUUUCAGAUUGGAGCACAGAUGCCAACCCUUAACCCCUUAAGGUGGCCAUUCCUGGUGAUUUCAUCUCAACUGGCUUUGCAGCCCAGUGGUGAUUCUCAGCCUUCUCAAUCUGUGAGGGUUCCUUCUGCAGCUGGGAUGGAUGGCGUGUGCUGGAUUGGUGCUUGCCUUAAUCCCGACGCAAUGGCCCCAGAUUUGUUGCCCCGAUCCAACUAGGGUGGGGAGAUCAAGGGGUGGCAGGUCAAGGUGCGGCUGAGGCAGGGUUCUGGGGCAGGGUGGGGGAGCGUUAAGAUGUGGAGAUCUCCCCAGCCAAGAGACGUUCCGUGGAGGCACAGUCUGGCUGGGCAAAAGCAGAAUGCACAGCGCGGCUCUGCCCCAGCUCCCUGGCACCGUGUGAAGGAUGAACUCCCGGGGCUUGCAGGACAGGCAGCCCACUGACCACGCCACCAGCAGCAGCAGCAACACCGGCGAGAGGGAGCGCAUCAGGGGACGCAUGAAAAUGGUGAUCGGACAGCUUGAAGGCAUCCUGCAAGAACUUAAGGAGGUGGCCAAGGAACUCCGAGACGUGGUCAGCCAGAUCGACAAGUUGACUUCAGACUUUGAGUUUGAGCUGGAGCCCGACGACUGGACCACAGCGACGGUGAGCAGCACGUCCAGCAGCGACAAAGGAGGGGGCAUGUUUGACCUUGGGAACCUGGACUUCAUGACCUCGGACAUCCUCUCCGACAGCUGGGAGUUCUGUUCCUUCUUGGAAGCCUCCACGCCGUCAGACUCGGGCGAUGGCUCGGAGCAGCAGCAACCGCAAAGCCGCCAGCCUGACUACCGCCUCAUGAAUGGCGGGGUGCUGAUCCCCAAUGGACCCCGAAUCGGAACGCCGGACUCUUCCAGCGAGGAGGCCUUCAGCUCGGCCCCGAGUCACAAAGCCCAGCACCAGCGGACGGCGGGCACCAGGGAGCGGGUGCGGUUCAGUGACAAAGUCCUCUACCACGCUUUGUGUUGCGAUGACGAUGAGGAGGCGGACAGCAGCCCGCUGCCCGAGGACCCUCCGGAAGAGGCCAGUGACCCGGCUCACAAAGCAGGGCAGGUGGCCAAAACCCUGCCACGGCGGUCACCUCACCUGAGUAGCGCUCAGCAACAAAAGCUGACGCGGAACAGCAGCACGCAGACCGUAUCGGACAAAAGCACCCAGACGGUGCUGCCUUAUAUCUCGAGCAAACAGAAAAUCACAAACAAAAACUGAGGACUAGCGUUGUGGGGAGGAAUCGGGGCGGGAACGGCGGAGCAGGGCGGGUGGGGUAAAAGCUUCAGAUAUAUAUAUAAAUAUAUAAAUCUCUCUAUAUAUUUAAGUCAAUAAAUAAUAACGAUAUGAUUAAAAAAAACGAAACCACCAUGGUGACAGGAUCUCAUCCUGAAGCUACCUAUCCAUAAUGUCAAGACUCAGGGAAUUUCAAUAUGUUUUCAUUUUACUGAAUGGCGCUUUGUUUUUCUAGCUUAAUAAAUGCGAGGCUUAGCCAGAAAUACGAAGAAACACA
Molecule: messenger RNA, 3039 nt
Organism: Anolis sagrei ordinatus
Lineage: Eukaryota; Metazoa; Chordata; Lepidosauria; Squamata; Anolidae
Gene: INSYN1
Product: inhibitory synaptic factor 1
Biological process (GO): inhibitory postsynaptic potential
Cellular component (GO): postsynaptic density
Source: RefSeq, a predicted model, not a curated record